Messenger RNA from Drosophila subobscura, 1148 nucleotides. It is a transcript of the gene Or30a, whose product is annotated as odorant receptor 30a. Gene Ontology annotation, biological process: detection of chemical stimulus involved in sensory perception of smell; sensory perception of smell. The transcript has 7 exons. The coding region runs from base 14 to 1147 and encodes 377 amino acids. Gene Ontology annotation, molecular function: olfactory receptor activity; odorant binding. Gene Ontology annotation, cellular component: plasma membrane. Lineage: Eukaryota; Metazoa; Arthropoda; Insecta; Diptera; Drosophilidae. The record is from RefSeq and is a predicted model, not a curated record.
UGCCUUGUCUUCAAUGGAUCUCAAAUCAAUGGACACCGUGGACAUGCCCAUCUUUGGCAGCACCUUGAAGCUAAUGAAGUUCUGGUCGUAUCUUUUUGUGCAUAAUUGGCGACGCUAUGUGGCCAUGACGCCCUACAUUGUGAUCAACUGUACGCAGUAUGUGGAUAUAUAUUUGAGCACGGAAUCAUUGGAUUUCAUCAUCAGGAAUGUAUACUUGGCGGUGCUCUUUACGAACACUGUGGUGCGCGGUGUGCUGCUGUGCGUGCAACGUGGAAGCUACGAGAGAUUCAUAGAAAUGGUCAAAAUCUACUACAUACAGUUGUUAGAAUCGAGGGAUGCUCACAUCCUACGUUUGGUGGAUGAAACUACACGUCUGUCGAUCACCAUUGGCAGAAUUAAUCUGCUCAUGGGCACCUGUACAUGCAUUGGUUUUGUCACCUAUCCCAUUUUUGGUUCAGAAAGGGUGCUACCGUAUGGCAUGUAUCUACCGUCCAUCGAUGAGUACAAGUACGCUACGCCCUACUAUGAAAUGUUCUUUGUGAUUCAGGCCAUCAUGGCGCCCAUGGGCUGUUGCAUGUAUAUUCCCUACACAAAUCUGGUGGUGACAUUUACGCUUUUUGGCAUCCUCAUGUGUAGGGUGUUGCAGCACAAGCUGCGGAGCCUGGAAAAGCUGGAAAAGCGACUUGUACGAAGAGAGAUUAUCUGGUGCAUAAAAUAUCAUCUAAAACUGGCAGGCCUAGUGGAUGCCAUGAAUGCCUUGAAUACACAUCUGCAUCUUGUGGAAUUUCUGUGCUUUGGUGCCAUGUCCUGUGUGCUUUUGUUCUCUUUAAUUAUUGCACAAACCAUUGCCCAAUCUGUGAUUGUCAUUGCCUAUAUGGUAAUGAUAUUUGCAAAUAGUUUUGUACUCUAUUCCGUGGCCAAUGAACUUUAUUUUCAAAGCUUUGACAUUGCCAUUGCCGCUUAUGAAAGCAAUUGGAUGGACUUUGAUAUUGAUACACAAAAAACGUUGAAGUUUUUGAUAAUGCGCUCCCAAAAACCUCUAGCUAUACUUGUGGGCGGCACUUAUCCAAUGAAUUUGAAACUUUUGCAGUCGCUGCUGAAUGCCAUUUACUCAUUUUUUACGCUACUGAGACGCGUCUAUGGCUAAG